Messenger RNA from Durio zibethinus, 1809 nucleotides. Its product is annotated as tubulin beta-5 chain. NCBI's taxonomy places the organism in Eukaryota, Viridiplantae, Streptophyta, Magnoliopsida, Malvales, Malvaceae. Gene Ontology annotation, biological process: microtubule-based process. Gene Ontology annotation, cellular component: microtubule. The record is from RefSeq and is a predicted model, not a curated record. Gene Ontology annotation, molecular function: GTPase activity; structural constituent of cytoskeleton; GTP binding.
GCUUUAAAUAGAAGCAUUUUUCCAACAAAAGUCUGUGUUGACUUUCUAUUUUCAUCGUCAUCUAUCGAAAGCAAAUUUUACUGGCCAUCCUUCACUCCCAACCUUCCGUUUCCCAUCAAAAGGCAAAGCAACCCAAUUUCCCUCUCCCAUCACAUUCCCGAGGACAAAGAAAAAAAAUGAGAGAAAUCUUGCACAUCCAAGGAGGUCAGUGUGGGAACCAGAUCGGCGCUAAGUUCUGGGAAGUCAUAUGCGACGAGCAUGGUAUUGACAACACUGGAAGGUAUAGCGGUGACUCCGAUCUACAGAUCGAGCGUAUCAAUGUCUACUACAAUGAAGCCAGUGGUGGAAGGUAUGUCCCACGUGCUGUUCUCAUGGAUCUCGAACCUGGUACUAUGGACUCCGUCAGAUCUGGUCUUUUUGGACAGAUCUUCCGCCCCGAUAACUUCGUCUUCGGCCAGUCUGGUGCUGGGAACAACUGGGCCAAGGGUCAUUACACCGAAGGAGCUGAGCUUAUUGAUUCUGUUCUUGACGUUGUCAGAAAAGAGGCUGAGAAUUGUGAUUGUUUGCAGGGAUUCCAAGUUUGUCAUUCUUUGGGUGGAGGUACUGGAUCUGGAAUGGGAACCCUUCUUAUUUCCAAGAUUAGGGAAGAGUAUCCAGAUCGCAUGAUGUUGACAUUUUCGGUCUUCCCAUCUCCUAAGGUGUCUGAUACAGUUGUUGAGCCAUACAAUGCUACCCUUUCCGUUCAUCAGCUUGUCGAGAAUGCUGAUGAAUGUAUGGUGUUGGACAAUGAGGCUCUGUAUGACAUCUGCUUCCGCACUCUCAAGCUUGCCACUCCAACUUUUGGUGAUCUUAACCACCUCAUAUCUGCUACAAUGAGUGGUGUGACAUGCUGUCUGCGGUUCCCUGGACAGCUGAACUCUGAUCUCCGCAAGCUGGCAGUUAACCUUAUCCCUUUCCCACGACUACACUUCUUCAUGGUUGGAUUUGCACCCUUGACAUCCAGAGGAUCACAACAGUACCGGGCCCUGACUGUGCCUGAACUGACCCAGCAGAUGUGGGAUGCCAAAAACAUGAUGUGUGCUGCUGACCCACGCCAUGGCCGUUACCUAACUGCUUCUGCAAUGUUUCGUGGUAAGAUGAGCACGAAGGAGGUUGAUGAACAAAUGAUUAAUGUCCAGAAUAAGAAUUCAUCAUACUUUGUCGAGUGGAUCCCUAACAAUGUCAAGUCUAGCGUGUGUGACAUCCCACCUAAGGGUCUGAAAAUGGCAGCCACUUUCGUUGGAAAUUCAACCUCAAUACAGGAGAUGUUUAGGAGGGUUAGUGAGCAGUUUACGGCGAUGUUCAGGAGGAAGGCUUUCUUGCACUGGUACACUGGUGAGGGAAUGGAUGAGAUGGAGUUUACUGAAGCUGAGAGUAACAUGAAUGAUUUAGUUGCCGAGUACCAGCAAUACCAGGAUGCAACCGCGGAGGAUGAGUAUGAGGAGGAGGAAGAAAUAGAAGAGGAAGUCGUCGCUUGAGGGAGGAGUCUUUUUAUUGUUUCUUCAGAUGGGUCUGAAAUUUGCAUUUUCCUAGGGUUUGGCUAUCGUUGAGGUCAAUUUUAGAUUAACAUCAUGUGUAUGGUUGUGGGUCCUUGGAUCUAGGAUGUGAUUUUUCUUUUUAAAGCCUGAUGAAUGAUGUGUGUUUGUAUUUCGUAGAAUACUUAGCAUUCUAUUAUAUUUGGAUGUAAUAUUAUCCGUCUGAUGAGUAUUUCUUUUAUAGAAUUAAUGCCAAGCAGCCUCUUGUGGCCAUAAAUGUAUAUAUAUAUAUACA